AUGGCGCUUAUUACAAAUGGCCGUUCCUUUGGGAGCAUUUACAGGAAGUUCAAGCCUCACAUCCUGAUGGCUGUGGCUCAGCUGGGCUAUACUUUUCUAUAUUUUAUCACAGAGGCUUCUUUCAAUCAUGGAAUGAAUCCUCAUGUCUAUAUUACUUACCGACAUAUUGUAGCUGGUGUAGUCAUGCUCCCUUUUGCCUAUUUUCUUGAGAGAAAAGUCAGGCCGAAGCUCACAUUGGCUCUUCUAUUGGAAAUUUUUGUCCUUUCUCUACUUGGGGUGGGUUUGACUCUGAACAUGUACUUUGCAAGCUUGAGAUACACCUCCCCAACCUUCGUUGCAUCAAUGGUGAACACCAUAGCUUCCAUGACUUUUGUAAUAGCAGUUGUACUAAGGAUGGAGGUUCUUGAUCUCCGAAGUCGUCGUGGGAUGGGAAAAGUUUUGGGGACCUUGAUUUCCUUGGCUGGUGUAAUGACCAUGACUCUAUACAAGGGACCUCUAAUGAGAAAUCUAUGGCACCCGCUAAUCCAUGUUCAAGGGAAAACUGCCACCCACGAGAACUGGUUAAAGGGCUCUAUUCUAACUGUUGCAAGCUGUAUAACAUGGUCCAUAUGGUACAUUAUGCAGGCAUUUACAUUAAAAAGAUAUCCUGCUCAACUGUCACUGACUGCAUGGAUGAGCUUUAUUGGAGGAGCACAAUCAGCUGUCUUCACAGUGAUCAUAGAACAUAAACGAGCUGCUUGGACCAUAGGAUUCAACAUUGACUUCUGGUCAACCAUAUACGGUGGAGUGGUAGUUUCUGGUUUGAUUGUCUUCAUUCAACUGUGGUGCACGGAAAAAAAAGGACCAGUUUUUGUGACCAUGUUUAAUCCUCUUUCAACAAUAUUAGUAGCAAUUCUGGCAUACUUUGUCCUUGGCGAAAAACUGUACAUGGGCAGCAUACUAGGGGCAGUAAUCGUCAUCAUUGGCCUAUAUAUGCUGCUGUGGGGUAAAGAUGGAGACCAACAAGUUCACAACGAUUCGCAAGAGCAAACUUAUUCCCCUUACAACGAGCAAAAGGAUAACAACAACACGCUCAUGAUUACUUCAGCUCACAAGGAAGAAUCAAAGUGCGAACCUUAA
Corylus avellana is the source of this 1119-nucleotide messenger RNA. Its product is annotated as WAT1-related protein At5g07050-like. Gene Ontology annotation, molecular function: transmembrane transporter activity. The record is from RefSeq and is a predicted model, not a curated record. Gene Ontology annotation, cellular component: membrane. Lineage: Eukaryota; Viridiplantae; Streptophyta; Magnoliopsida; Fagales; Betulaceae.